ACUCGAGUCCGAGCUCCAAACUUCGUUCCGCAACAUUUGCUAUCGAUUUUUUUACAUAUGAAAAUGGUGGAAAUUAAAAUAAUCAUAUGAUCAAUUAAUGCAGGUUCCACCUUCUCUAGACAUGAACAAAGGAAAGAUUUAUAUAUCAAAGACAAGCCCACCUUGUGUAGUGAAAGCAUACGUCUCACAAUUCGAGAAAGAUUUCUUUCUAUUUCUGAGAUCGCGGGCCCAUGAGAUGGUGGCCGGUGGCCGAAUGCUACUGUCUUUCAUGGGCCACAUCUCGCCGGAAGCUUCCACUGAAGUGGGAUCCCAUCAGUGGGAGCUUCUAGCUCAGCUCUUACUAGUAUGGCCUCGGAGGGGUCUCAUUGAAGAAGAUAGAAUCGACUCGUUUAACGCGCCCUACUACGCGCCAUCUCCUCAAGAAGUGAGAAAUGUAAUAGUGGAAGAAGGUUCUUUCUCCAUCAAUCAUGUAGAGGCAUUUGAGGUAAAUUGGGAUGAAGGUUCAAGUGCGUGUAGCGAUAGCGCGUGUGACAAAUGCGAUUUUGAACAUGAAAAACUAUCGAGGGGUCAACGGGUGGCUAUAACUAUUAGGGCGGUGGUUGAAUCAAUGGUAGAGUCGCAUUUUGGAAGAGAAAUAUUGGAUGAAUUGUUCCGGAGGUAUGGGGAACUCGUCGACGAUUACUUCUCCAAGACUGUGGCUAAGCACAUUAAUUUGGUAGUUUCUGUCACGAGAAAAUUCUGAAUAAAAUCAUGGAGAAGUAAUCGAAGAUUAAUUACUUCUCCAUGAUUGUGUCUACACACAAUAAUUUGUUAUUCAAAUGUGUUUCUAACUUUUUAGAAAUUGCAAAAUGGCUUAUAAAGUGUCGGAAGGUGUCAGUGUCCGACAUAAAACGUGUUUGAAACGCGAAAACAUUAAUAAGUCAAAGUUUACGUGCUACGUAGUUUAUAAGUAGUUGAAUUUAUGAGAUUUUUUUUUAUGUGGCCCAA
This is a messenger RNA of Erythranthe guttata (spotted monkey flower), 987 nucleotides long. The record is from RefSeq and is a predicted model, not a curated record. NCBI's taxonomy places the organism in Eukaryota, Viridiplantae, Streptophyta, Magnoliopsida, Lamiales, Phrymaceae.